This is a messenger RNA of Sinocyclocheilus anshuiensis, 1478 nucleotides long. Its product is annotated as methylcrotonoyl-CoA carboxylase beta chain, mitochondrial-like. The record is from RefSeq and is a predicted model, not a curated record. Gene Ontology annotation, biological process: L-leucine catabolic process. Gene Ontology annotation, molecular function: methylcrotonoyl-CoA carboxylase activity. NCBI's taxonomy places the organism in Eukaryota, Metazoa, Chordata, Actinopteri, Cypriniformes, Cyprinidae. Gene Ontology annotation, cellular component: methylcrotonoyl-CoA carboxylase complex; mitochondrion.
AUGGCUUAUGCUCCCACUGAUUUACUGAUCUAUACUGCUCUCUACUACUGUUGCAUGUUGAGGUCUUCCCAUAUAAAAGGGAAUAAACUCAUAGAACUCACUAGAGCAUCAUUCUCUCAAAAUCCACUGUCAUGGGACACAUCAUCCAAUCUUUUCAGCUGCACUGCAUACCAUUGCACACAUUCGCCUGUUUCAGGCGGUCUGUGGCGAGCCUUGACACAUAGGACACAUCAGCCAGCAGCGUCGUCCCGCUGUAUGAGCUCCACUGUGCGCAGGAGAUGCCUGCCAAGUGCCUUUCCAGUUAUAGAUGGAGAAUUUCAUCCAGCUCACAGACAUGUGUAUGAAGCCAAUAUCAGGAACUGCCUAAUCUACCAGCAAAAAUACCUUGAGCACAAGGAAAAAGUAAUGAAGGGGGGUGGUGAAAAUGUCAUAGCACGUCAAACGCAGAGGAAUCGAAAGGUCCUUGUACGAGACAGACUCCGCAUGCUGCUGGAUGAUGAAGAUUAUUUAGAACUUUCUCCUUUUGCUGGACUUGGUCUGCCCUAUGGAGACAUCCCAUCAGCAGGCUGUCUCACAGGAAGCGGUCAAAUGAAUGGACUUUGGUGCAUGUUCAUUGCUAAUGAUGCCACUGUGAAAGGAGGUACAACGUAUCCCAUCACAGUUAAAAAGCAACUCAGGGCGCAGGUUGUGGCCAUGCAGAAUCGCUUGCCCUCUGUUUACUUGGUGGACAGUGGUGGCGCAUUUCUGCCUCUUCAGUCAGAGAUCUUUCCUGAAAGAAACCAUGGAGGACGCACCUUUUACAAUGAAGCAGUUAUGUCAGCAAUGAAGAUUCCCCAGGUGGCAGUAGUGUGUGGGUCAUGCACAGCUGUUGGAGCUUAUGUCCCCACUAUGUCUGAGGAGGCGGUGAUUGUCCACAGGAUAGGAACAAUAUUUUUGGGAGGCCCACCGCUGGUGAAAGCUGCAACCGGAGAGGAGGUUUCUCCAGAGGACCUGGGAGGAGCCAGGCUGCACUCAGAUCAUCAGAUUGGAAUCGUGGCAAAUAAUGGAGAGCUGACACAUGAAGCUUCCCUGAAAGGCAGUCAUAUUGUUCAGCUGUGUGACCAGAGAGACAUUCCCCUCAUCUUCAUGCAAAACACAGCACCAGAACCUGCACACACAAUCUCACAAGCCAAGUGUGGAAGGGCUUUUGACCCUAAUUUCCUGUUCCUGUGGCCCAAUGCAAGAGUGUCGAUUUUGGCCCCAGGCCACUCAGAUGCAUUUGUGCUUAAGACUGAAGAGGAAAUCACACAGAUUAAUGAGAUGUUGGAGGAAGAGAGUUCAGCAUUCUUUUCCUCUGGCAGACUGUGGGAUGAUGGUGUUAUUCGACCUCAAGACACCAGAAAGGUUUUGAGCAAGUGUCUGAAAAUCAUUAAACAACAAGACUAUCAAUUGUCCAGAGAGAAAAUGAGGACGCCUUUUCUCCGACUGUAACACUACCU